ACACUGCUGCUGCUGCUGCUGUUGACGGACUGCGAGUGGAUUGUGUCUGAAUAAUAAUAUUCCUGACCUACAUCUCUCACACAGGCCCGCACAUUUGCGCAAACAUUUUGGUCGACACGGCGAGCGCGCGCAACGAAACGGCAGGCAGGAUGAGCGAAGUCCAGGGCUGCAUGAAAUGUGUCAAAUACCUGCUGUUCGUCUUCAACUUCAUAUUCUGGCUUUCGGGCUCUCUGGUGUUGGCUGUGGGAUUAUGGUUGAGGUUUGACCCAGACACCACCAGCCUCUUAUCCGAAAAUGACGCACCUGAAAACUUCUUCAUUGCGGUGUAUAUCCUAAUCGGAGCAGGUGGGAUCAUGAUGAUAGUGGGCUUUUUCGGCUGUUUCGGGGCCGUGAGGGAGUCACAGUGUCUUCUGGGAUCGUUCUUCGCUUGUCUCUUGUUGAUCUUUGGCGCAGAAGUCGCUGCUGGAGUCUUUGGCUUUCUCAAUAAAGAUCAGAUCAUUAAAGAGGUCCAAAACUACUAUGAGUCAGCUACAAAGAUGGAGAACGGAACUGUUAUCACCUCUGCGUUUCACUCUGUGCUGGAUUGCUGCGGGACCGAAUCUUCUCCGAUUGAGACGUGCACUGAAGGCAAUAAAGAUUGUGUUCAGGCUAUAGAAGAUUUCUUCAAUGAAAAGCUCUUCAUAAUUGGAUAUGUUGGCAUUGGCAUCGCUGGAGUUAUGGUGAUCGGCAUGAUCUUCAGCAUGGUCUUAUGCUGCGCUAUCAGAAACAGCAGAGAGGUCAUUUAGGACCGUCUGGUUUUCCCGCUCGCCCACUUGGACUGUUUCAGAGCCCAUCCGGAUCUCCCAUAAGGCCGUGCGGCGUUCAGCAUUCUGUCUCCGAUCCUUUCUGUCUUUCUGUUCUUGCAUUGAAGAUCAGCUCCACUGCAUGGACGCCUGCUGUAACCACAUUAACCAGUACUUUAAUUUCCUCUUCCAUUAUUUAUUACUGAAGCAGCACACGGGGAACAUUCCACACAGCGCAGUACUGUUCUUUAAUUUAAACCUGAUCUCUCUUAAAGGGACACUUCACCCAAAAUAACUCAAAAUGGCUUCCAAUAUGUAGAUCACUUUUUUUAGUUUAAACAAAUCAAGGAUAUAGGCCUGGAGUGCCCAAACCCGGUCCUGGAUUGCCGGUGUGCUGCAAAGUUUAGUUUCAAUUCCAAUCAGACACGCAUGAACUAGCUAAUCAAGCUCUAUCUAGAGCACAGGUGUCAAACUCAGUUCCAAAGGGCCGCAGCUCUGCAGUUUAGUUCCAACACUAAUUAAUCACACCUGAUCAAACUAAUUGAGUCCUUCAGGCUUGUAUGAAACCUACAGGUAAGUGUGUUGGAGCAGGGUUGGAACUAAACUGUGCAGGGCUGCGGCCCUCCAAGAAUUGAGUUUGACACCCCUGAUCUAGACUUUCUAGAAACAUCCUUAUCGGUGUGUUGAGACAAGUUGGAGUUAAAAUCUACUGGACACCGGCCCUCCAGGACCGAGUUUGGACACCCCCUGAUAAAGGCCAAACAAUAUGAACACUUUCUUGACUGAUUGUUUUUAUUUUUAGCAUUAAAGUGCCAUUUUAUGAAGACGGUUUACCCUAAAAUCUUUUCUGUUCUACUAAAGAUAAACCUCCAUCUUGGCUAGUCUGUGGAUAAUGAAGUAAACUGCAUUUUGAGGGAGGGUUUGCUCAAUUUAGGGUUGAAAUAUGCCUUUAAUAUAGAGAUUUUGUGUGUGUGUGUGUGUCCUGAGUCUUGAAUUAGUUUCAGACUUUUAUUGUUUGGACUUUUACUCACUGAUGUAAAUACGCUUUUCACUGAUCGCCCGCUUCUCCUCUUCUUUUAAUUAUUUAUUGAGUGAACUAGACCGUUUUCUGCGCUAAUAGGUGAUGAUGGGUCAUAUGUUGAUUGUGUUUCGCUGGUUAUUAAUAAUUGGUUCUUGUAAUUUUGCCUCAUCAUAUAUAGAUACUGAAUGAAGCCAAGGAUUGAGCAUGAGAAAGAUGCCUCAAGUCCACAUGAACUCAGAGUAAAACACUUGAUUUUGUAAGUUUUGUGAAUGUUUUUAAUCAAAACGAUGUUAUUUAUGAUGUUGCAGAUAUCUAAUCGGUGAUUGGUUAAUAUUAUUAAAGAAAAAUAUGGCCUACAAGACGUAUAAAUAGCCAUUUAAGACAUUGCAAAAAGUAAUGAUACAUGUAGUAGGACUGCAUGAUAUUAAAAUAAUCAAACAGUGCGAUAUUUUUGUUAUUCUGCGUUUUAUAUUGUGAUAUGAAUACAAUUUCACUACAUGAGCUGAAUAAACAUUUGAAAACAAUUUCAAAUUUAGAUUGAUUGGGAUGAUUCUGUAUAUGAGUGCAUAAAUUAUAAUAAACAAUCUACAAGUUCAAUAAAGAAAAAGAAACUAAUUAAAUAAACAGGGUUUUUAUUGUUUUCUGAGGAGUGGAAAUGUAUUCAGGUGUACAGUAACUGAAUAAUCAGAUGUAAAAUAAUACUGCAUAGUCUUGAUUUCAAUUGGAUCUUUUUUCUGAUUGUAUUUAUAGACUUAAUGCAUGAAAAUACUCACAACACAUGCAAAUACAGAAAUGCACUGCAAAUAGCAACGUGUCGGGAGACCCUUAAAAAAAAGGUAGAGAUUGUCUGUUAGAUUUGAUGGAGAUGCACUCCCACUGCAGAAUCAUCACAAUUGAACAUUAUAAAUUCUUUCCUAAUAGAGAUUCAGUCUGGUCAAGUUGUAUUUAUAUCGCAAAAUCAAAAAAUAUCACAAUGUCAGAUUUUACCAAUAUCAUGCAGCCCUAACCGUAACAAUUGCAGCGCUGAAAAUAAAAAGCUGCUUAUAGAAAACUGAAUAUUCAGACUUCAAAAUAUGUUGGUCCAUCAAAAAAAAAAGAAAAGUUGAUUCAUUUUGACUCAAGCAUCGCCCUUGUAAUCUUUUUGUUUGGUGUGCAAAUCGGGGACCUUGUUUAUAAAAUAUUGUGCAUAAACUGCAGUUCAUGUGUGAAGCUUUGACUCAAGAGCGGCCAGACGAGGCUCCUGGGUAAUGCGUGUUAUUUUCCACAAGUGGCUGAUUUUGCAUCUGUAAAGUUGAAGCAGCAGUUUUAUUACUGGGAGAUCAAACAUAUCUUACACUGCUUUUCCCUUUUUAUAUUUUGCUUCUGUGAGUUUUGAGCAAUGUUUGACCCACUAGUAGUCAUGUGCCUUUAUAACUGACAAAAGCCCCGUUAUAAACAUGUUUGCAGUUUUGGGUUCAUGCUUAUUUUUAUAGCACCGCGUUGCAUGUAAAUAGCUUUGAAAUGAGGAAAUAUGGUCAAACAAUAAAACAGCUCACACAAA
This is a messenger RNA of Danio rerio (zebrafish), 3343 nucleotides long. RefSeq names its product tetraspanin 2a (gene tspan2a). Gene Ontology annotation, cellular component: membrane. The record is from RefSeq and is marked provisional. NCBI's taxonomy places the organism in Eukaryota, Metazoa, Chordata, Actinopteri, Cypriniformes, Danionidae.